Messenger RNA from Tympanuchus pallidicinctus (lesser prairie-chicken), 9023 nucleotides. RefSeq names its product PPFIA binding protein 2 (gene PPFIBP2). Gene Ontology annotation, molecular function: protein binding. The record is from RefSeq and is a predicted model, not a curated record. Bases 3921 to 6368 code for a protein of 815 amino acids. The transcript is spliced from 23 exons. Gene Ontology annotation, cellular component: presynaptic active zone. NCBI's taxonomy places the organism in Eukaryota, Metazoa, Chordata, Aves, Galliformes, Phasianidae. Gene Ontology annotation, biological process: neuromuscular junction development.
UUGCCUGCAUGUGGGAGUGCCUUUGGUAGCAAGAGAAAACAGAAAAAGAAUUGCCUCUUUUUAUUGUGUUCUUGCUACUUUGCAAACUACUUUUUUGCAAUAAAUAUUUCUUUGUUUUCCUGUUGCAGAAAUGUUUUAUUGGCUGGUUGCAUAAUGCCGUAUGUGGCAGCAUGUAAAAUGAAACUAUUGGGUAUUGUUUGUACUGUGCUGACGAACUAAAUUUGGAUGUGGUUGAGUAACUGGUUAGACAGGUUAUGAGUACGUACUGUAUGUAGCAGUUACAGAAUUAAGUUGUCUUACUUAAAUAGUUUCAGUUUUUCUAUAUCUUUAAAGCUGAACAAUUAGUGCAUUGAAAUGAAUUAUUGUAUCAAAGUUGGUUCUUUAAUGAUUUUUGCUUUAUUUAGGAGUGUUUCCUUUAUUUUUGAAAAAUCAAAAAGUAUAUGAAGAUACUUUUCAUUAUUUCAAUCAGUAAUUUCAAGCUACGUGGUUUAAGUCAUUGCUGUUGUUUCAUGGUAUAUAUUGAGGAGAAUGAAUGAAUAAUAAGUGUCUUACAUUUCAUGUUACUGUGGAGCUGACAAGUCUGUGGACAUGAAAGAACUUUCCAUGUGCAGUCUUGGGUCUCUAUCAAGACAAGUUACUACAUAUGCAGAUAAUCUGCUGGUAAUACAGUACAUGGAUAUUGAAAAUAAAUUUAAAACUAUAAAAAGCCUUUAAAAUCUAGAGCAGGAAUGUGCAGGAUGUAGUGUUCCAUCUGGUAAAUGUGUAUCCUAAACCUCUUGCAGUUAAAGCUCUUCACCAAAAGAAAACAAAAUUGGUCUCACACAACUGUUGCACCCCAAAAUGCUUACAACUGAGAAAAGUUUUAUGCUUUACUUAAAGGAGGGAGGGGACAUUUUAGAAAAUAUAACCAGCAGAUAUGUUUAAUUUAGAUAUCUGAAGUGAAAUUCAAAGAACAGUAACUAUUUGAAUUACGGAAAUGUUUUCAAACUUCAGGAAGAUGGAGUAGAGUGUAGAAAGUUCCUAUUUUAAUCUAAACGAGAUCUUGUUAGCCAAAGGUUUCCAGUGUUCUGUACAAAAGCCCAUGGUAGUUAGCAAAUAAAUGAAAAAUAUUAAUGUUGAUGUUACGUUUUUCCAGUUAAAAAAAAAAAAAAAAAAAAAGAAAAAGAAAAAAAAAGCUUCUUUCUGGUCUUUCAAGGGCAAUCAAACAGUAUUUAUUUUUACAGUAAACUAACUUGUUUGUAAUAAGAAAUAAUCAUCCAGUCUUAACUAUGGGUAUAGGUAGUCCUGCUUUCCAGGAAGACUUCUGUUAUUCUCUUGAGGUGCAUUGUAAAUCCAAUCUUACUAGGAUCUGCUUGUUUUUUUAGAAUCUAUUGAACUACAUUGAUUCUUACCUUUGUGAACUUAAGUCAACUGCUGCUUCUAAAUGGGAAAAUGAAUGAAAAUAAUUGCCUUUCAUUGCCAUGUGUUUAAUGUGUGUUUGGUUUUUUUUUUAUAUAUAACUAGGCUAACUGCUAUAUGUAGUAUAAGUAGGCACAGCAUAUUUACUUAUUUGGGAAGCAGUAUACAUGAGUCCAGGAUAGCCAUAUCUUUUGAAUUUGGGAACUAUAAGAAAUGUUACAAAAUUCUGCCCCCAAAAUGCUGCACUAAAGACUAAUGCACUUUAUUCAGAUAAUUUAGUGAAGUUACAUAACAAGAUAUUUGGUGGUACCAGAACAGAAGGGUAUGCAACGCUCCCCUGCAAAAUAGUUUUUGCUAAAUCUAUGCUAGCAGAGACUUGCCCACUUUGUACGGGUGGGGUUACUGGCUAAAAUCCUUCUGGCUUAUGAUUUAUGCAGUUGUUUUGAACUCAGCUACAAAGCUAUCAUGGCGACUUUUCAAAUGCAGCUAGAACAAACUUUAUCUGAAUUACAUAAAACGGUUGUUCAGCAUUUAGAGUGGGCAUCUUAAAUGCUGAAUAGCAGCAACAGAGAUUGCAGGUUCUUUGGGAGAAAUUGUGAUUCUUCAUCUCUCUAAGAGGAAGGAGCAAUAGUUCUUACUGAAAGCACAGAGGAAAUUAGUUGAUAUCAUCUAGCAGUUUCCUACUAAAAAAAAAAAAAGCUUCAUUGUUCUGUUCUUUUUCUUGUCCUUGUCCAUGUGCUUCUACAACUUUUUUUGUAUUCACUUUCAUUAUUUUUCAUAAUUUUGACCCAGUGACUGGAUAGAAAGCAGGGAGGGUUAUAAAAAGAAGAGGAUGUUCGGCUUUUUUUUGUUGUGUUUUUUUCUUCUGUGUUACUGAAUUGAACCAGCUCACAGAAGAAGUCAAGGUAGGUGUGGAUGCUCAUUUGACCUAGCUGUUUAUAGAGCUGCAGCUGAAGAAAAUAUCACCUGUAUGUUUCCCUGACUUGUAAUACUACAGUAUCAAACUCAACAUUUUGCUUACAUAAGAAUACUUGCACUACUACAGACUCUAAGAAACAACGUUUUCUGUCUUGAAGACAUUUGCAAUUUCUUUAAAACAAUGUAGGACUGUCUUGUGAAAGUUAAUGGCAAAACUUGAUACAUUCUUAGGUAUCCUUGUAUUAUGCUGUAAGAAAAAUGUUUCCUUGUCCUUCAGUCAUACUCAAAGAUAAGAGACAACUUUCUGGAGGCUGUCUGGGAACAAGACCCCAGUUUGAUCUCUGUGAGUUACCUUCCAAUUUUGCCAUCAAGUCUUACCAUCAGGCUUGUAAAAGAUAUGGAACUGCUGUGUGAAUUGUUAGCUCCCUUGCACCUUAGAUAGAGAAGAAUUUGUCUCUAAUAAUAAAACACAAUCCUAUUUCUAGAAUUAUCUUAAAAAAAAAUACUUAUACUAUGACAAUCCAUUUCUAAUAUAUUUGUACUGUAUACAAAUUGUUGAACGUGAUUGGAAAGCAAAAGUAAAUUUUGCUCUAUAAAGUAGCUUAUAUUGGCCCAUAUCCGAAAGAACCAGCCAUGCAUGAUGUAAAUGCACCGGUGCUUUGAAAUUAGUGUUGUUGCUCUUGUCAGUUGUGCUAGUUCAUUUUGAAAAGUCUGCACUUACAGAUUUCACUUCCACAGUUUAUGUGCAUUUGGUAUAGUAAUUACCACAAGUAAAAACACUCUUUGCUAUUUCUGUUCUGCACUUGAUUGGUUUAACAGAUACUUGUUGCCAUUGAAGUUCUAUGUUUAUUUUGCCAAAAUACUGAUCUGUGUGGCAGUGUCUGUCUUAUAUCAGACCUGCACCAAAUCCUGAAGGACCGGUCAGAUGGCUGCAUUGCAUAAACCUAAUUGUCUUCCAUGAAGUAAAUUCUGUUGCAGAGUACAAAGGACUUGGCCUUAGGGUUCUUUCUGUCUUAAACACAUGGAAACUGAAAUUAUUAAAUGCAAACAGGAGUUAAUUUCAGUGCUUUCCUUCUCUCUGAUGUAAUUUUAUGGCCAGCUUCUACCUGGGUGUACAUAGCAGGUGAAUGUGUGCUAGACAAAGACUUGGUGAGGCACAGUGGAGACUCUUUUUAAAAAACACUGGAUUAAAGGAAUGCGAGGAGGAGUUAUAAAAGAGUAAAAACUUGAAUUCAGUGUGUUUUAACAUGAACCUAUUCUGGUUUUCUGUUGUCUUGUACUCGAAGAAGCAAGAAUCCUAUCUUUUUUGCCCAGUUUAAAUCUGGUAUAUAUCUGUUUGCUUCUCAGGAACUUUGCUGGCUGGCAAGGUUCAUUCCUUCAGCUUUCAAUUGCCUGAGUUAUCUGAUCUUAAAUGAAUUUCAGCACUUGUUUAUAACAUGCAGUAACUUCUUGCCAGCUGCUGGCUUAGUGUUUCAGAGUUUGAAAUGUGUUCUGUGCUGCUCUAGUUAGAAGGCUUGAGAUUUUUAGAGCGUGCUCUCAACUGCAGCUUAUCUAUACAGGAGCUGCUAAGUCGAACAUCACUAGAGACUCAGAAAUUAGAUUUAAUGGCUGAAGUUUCCGACUUGAAGAUUAAGCUUGUUGGCAUGGAAAAGGAACAGAGUGAAUACGAAGAGAAACAGAACAAAGCUGAGUCGGUAGUGAACCUGAUAAGUGAGCUACAGGAGCAGAUGUGUAGACUGCAGCUGGAAAUUAAUAGUAGAAUCCAAGAAAGAAAAUCCCAAGAUAGGAAAUCCAGUGUGACACCUAAUGGUCCUCAGUCUAGCCCAACAUCAGUGGUAGAGACUGUCAGCCAGAAGAAUUGCUCUCAGUGUGAUGUACAAGAGGGUUUGCUACAGGAACUCAGACACCUCAAAAUUAAAGUGGAAGAACUGGAAAAUGAAAGAAAUCAAUAUGAGUGGAAAUUAAAGGCAACUAAAGCUGAGAUAGCCCAGCUUCAGGAGCAAUUAGCUCUCAAAGAUGCAGAAAUUGAACGCUUACAAUGUCAGCUAUCUAGGACCUCAUCACAUAGCGAAGUUGCAGAAAGAGAGGAAGUUUAUAAGAGAAGGCUAAAAAAAAACCAUCAAGAAGUACAACGGUUGAAGAUAGGAAUGGAAUCAUUACUGGCUGCAAAUGAAGAAAAGGACCGGCGAAUAGAGGAGUUAACGCUACUGCUAAGCCAGUACAGGAGGGUCAAGGAGAUAAUGAUUGCAGCUCAAGGCUCUUCGGACAGAAUUGUCUCUGGUGGCAGUGAAGAAGAACUUGAGGCAACUUUAAGGAAGUUGAAUGUUUUGAAUAAUCCUCAAGGAGAAGUAUUUAAAGCAGAGGCCUCUGCAGGAGAAUUGUCACCAGCUUUGCUAUCUCCAGUGACGCACAAAACUACGGAAAUCAGGGUUCCACAGAAAAAAAAGUCAAGUAGCUUAGAAGACUUGCAGAGUGAAUCCCUGGAAAAGUAUGUAGAUGGAAAACCAGUACAGCCUGUUGUAGAACAAGAGAGUAAGCCACUUGUGAAAGGCAGCAAAUAUCAAACUUUGCCAGGAAAACUUCCUCGACCCACGCAGAAUGGAGACCAGGGGACAUAUAAUGAGUCAAAUGCACCUGACACGAAUGACACUGAGUACAAUAGCAUCCAGGGCCUGAGAGAAACAGAGAAUAUGGACGGUACAGUAGUUUCAGAUGAUCUUUCACCUCUUUCUUUGGGAAUGGAUUCAGGUCCACAGUCUCCACUGUCUCCAGAAAACAGAAAGAGUCCAAAAGGAAUCAAGAAAAUCUGGGGAAAAAUAAGAAGAACUCAGUCUGGCAACUUCCCUGCAGACGAUCUGGGUUUGGCAGAGUUUCGAAGGGGUGGUCUCCGUGCAACAGCUGGACCUCGGUUAUCCAGAUCAAAGGAAACCAAAGGCCAAAAAAAUGACUACAAUGCUCCAUUUGCUCAGUGGAGUACUGAAAGAGUUUGUAAUUGGCUUGAGGACUUUGGUCUUGGGCAGUACGUCAUUUUUGCCCGGCAGUGGGUGACUUCAGGCCAUACACUGUUAACUGCAACACCUCAGGACAUGGAAAAGGAAAUGGGAAUAAAGCAUCCACUGCACAGGAAGAAAUUAGUUUUGGCCAUUAAAUCAAUAAACACAAAACAAGAUGAGAAGUCUGCACAACUCGAUCAUAUCUGGGUAACGCGCUGGCUUGAUGAUAUUGGUUUACCUCAGUACAAAGACCAGUUUCACGAAUCCAGAGUUGAUGGGAGAAUGUUGCAGUACUUAACUGUGAACGACCUUCUCUUUCUAAAAGUCACCAGUCAGCUGCAUCAUCUGAGUAUUAAGUGUGCCAUUCAUGUGCUGCACAUCAACAGUUUUAACCCCCACUGUCUACGCAGACGACCAGUUGAGGAGGUAAAAAGCAAUGUUUCACCUUCUGAAGUGGUGCAGUGGUCCAAUCACAGAGUGAUGGAAUGGCUCAGAUCAGUUGAUUUGGCAGAAUAUGCACCAAACCUCCGAGGAAGUGGAGUGCACGGUGGCCUCAUUAUUCUUGAACCUCGCUUCAACGGUGACACACUGGCAAUGCUGCUGAAUAUUCCACCUCAGAAGACCCUACUGCGACGCCACCUAACAACCAAUUUUAAUGUAUUAAUUGGGCCAGAGACACAGCAAGAAAAAAGGGACAUAACGGAGUCAACAGCAUACACACCUCUGACCACCACUGCCAAAGUUCGGCCAAAGAAACUUGGAUUUUCACAUUUUGGAAAUUUAAGAAAAAAGAAAUUUGAUGAAUCAACGGACUAUGUUUGUCCUAUGGAUACAAACCCAGGUGCUACAAAUGGUACUCAGAAGAACUACACUGGAUACAAAGGCCUUAGUCCACUCACUGAUAGGGAACUGGAUCAGAUGGAACACUCAGAAGGAACAGUAAAGCAAAUAGGGGCUUUUUCUCAAGGCAUAAGCAAUCUUACGGUAUGUACCAAUUUUAUUCCUUUUGAAGUCACAAAUGUAAUCUGCUACAACUCAGUGAAAUUUGUGUAUUGCUAGUGGUGGUUAAGAGUAAGUGGGUCACUACUCUUGUUAUGCACCUCCUUUAUAGCUUGGCUGCAUGCUAUAUGCAUGCAUGGACACUCAAAAAAAGAAUCACUUUUACUAGAAAUUAAGUUUCACUUCAGCAUCUUGUAAGUUUUCACCAAUUUUAUCUCUGUGACACAGUAAGAGGCAUCCCUCCCAAGGACUGGCAAAGAGGUAAGACUUGAAGAUGUACAAGAGAGAAAAUAUCACAGGGAAAUAAAUAACUAUGUACUCCUGACUCCAUGUUGGUCCAUUUUUGUUAAAUUAGUUAAUUGACUGAAGGUGUAUGAACAAUGCCACACAUCUGUGUGAAAAUUUCUACUUUUGCUAUUUAAAGCAGCCAUUUGGGAGAUUCCAAUUUAAUUUUGCGUGGCUCUAACCCCCUCUGUUGUGAAUCUGAUCUCAUUACAGUUGGAUUUCUCUAAACUAUAGUUAUUUGUCUAAACUAUGGACAUAGAGUAGACUAUGUCUACUUGUUUUAAUACUGCUGUGAUUUUUUUCAGACAAUGUUAAGCCAAGAUGAAAUGCUAAACGACAGCAGAUUUUUAACACCGACAUUAGAAGACUGGAGAUGAUAUUUCAGCGUGACCAAGACCACUAAUACCUCAUGCCUGCCUGGGGCAGGCCAGGAGAAGCCUGAUGCUGUGGUACAGAAAAGCUUUACCUCUUUUCCUCUAGUGACACACACCACAUAGUAUUUAGUAUUGCUAGCAGGGCAACACUUCACAGGUAACUCCUCUGCACUCUUUCCACAUAAUAUUAUGUAAAAGAGGUGCUGAAAGAAGUGCUACACAGUUGUUUUUUAUGCAGAGUCUGGAAAGCCAGUAUGUUUUACCCUUAUAUUUUAUCAUCUUUUACAUGGUAUGUUUAUGUACUGCUAUAGAAAAAGUGUUUUAUAUAUAUUUUUUUAAUUUUUAUAAUUAAGUUGUAAUGCAGGAAUCAUUAAUAUUCUAUUAUACCACAUGGACUAAUCAGAGCCACCUAGCAAUUCAGAUGUGCUGGCAAGCACACCUGUCAUGGUUCACUAUUACUGCAGUCAUGCCAGAGAUACUUUGCCAUAGAAGGACCCUCCCCCCUUUCACUAGAAUAUACCCUGCCCUUUUUUGUUGUUCAAUAAGCAUGGUUUAGAAUAGGAAAAAUAAAAUGUAAUUGUAUCCAACCAAGCCCUUGCAGGAGAGUGACAAUCAAGAUGGCUUGUUCACAAAUCUUUAGCUAACUCAAAGCACAAUCAAAAUAACUAAUGCAAAAUAAUUCAUGCAAAAUAUAACUAGAAUACUAGGAUGAUGCUUGCUGUACUCUGCAACAAAAUUUUCUGUGUGAUUGCUUUAAAUUGUAGGCCUUGAAGUGUUGAUAGGGCUUUUCCUGUAAUUUCCUGUUUUGUCUAAAAUGGUUAGUACUGAGGCACAUGUGGAAGCAUCAGGGUGCUCAUAAGCCUUCUGAACAAUCCACACAAUUCAGAGAGAACACUCAGCAUAAUACCUGGUUGAUAUAAGAUGCAGCACAGUUUUCAGGAAGACAAGGAAUAAGUUAUAAGAGCUAUAAGAAGUUAAAGCUAAUUAAACAUAUGCCUGUAAACAGCCUUUAGGAUUGGAGCUGGUAGUAGAAACUGUGAUAUUUGCAUAAGAACUGGUCAUAUUAUUUUAGACUUUCAGUUCUCCUUUCAUUCCAGCUACAGGCAGAUUUUCACAUAGUGUUUUAUUUAGCAGUGGGAAAUCAACACUAUUGCUCUGUCACAUGUAAAACAUGACCAGGGCACAUCAAGGACUAUAGUAAAGCAAACUUGUUUCUUUUGACAAAAUAAAUCUGUAGCAAUCUCAUGGAGGUAGGUAAGACAGCAGUACUGUGACAGGGAAAUGCAGCUUCUGCCUACUUACGCAAGGGGCAGUUCAGGGGUGAAAGUGUUGUGUUCACAGCUGCAACUGCUUGUGCAAUCUGAUAGCACAUGCCUUUUAUGUAUUAAUAAGGUAAUUAAUAACUAACACUGUAUCUUAUACAGAGAAAUGCCAAAAAAGAAAUCCAUCCAACUGGAAAGAAAAGGCUUUUUAUGAAUAUGCAUGGUUUGCAUUACUUCCUCCUUUCUUGCUGUGAGAUGUUGGUUUAUCUACUAACAUAAGCCCAAGGGUGGGCUACUCCUAGCCACAAACCUUCCAAAAUAAAUAGGAAAUCUCAGGUGCUGUCCAGAGCAUGCCCAAAAUGUUAAAAUUAAGGCUGAUUUUUUUUUCAGUCACUGAAGAAUUAAGUAAAUAAAAAUCCAAAGGAACGAUACAUGAAUCUGCACGUGAACAAACUAAACAUGCCCCCUCUGCUCUGGCAAUGUAGUGCAGUCAGCACUAGUAUGGGCAUAUACUAACAGACACACGAAAUACCCUGUCAGAUUAACUGAUCAGAUUCAUCCUAGUCAUAAUACUAUAACAACUGCUCUGGCAGGGGCAGCCUUAGUCUCACUGAGCUAUUCCAAGCAGCUUUCCCUUCUUUUUUUGAGGGAGUAUUUAUAACUCACUGUAGUGUUGUGCUAAGCUUGAUGUGAAUAUCUCCUUUUUUAAUAUAGUAAGAAAUCCUAGUUAUAACACAGGCAUACAUGCUUAAACCUUUGACUGUUAUGAAUAAAUUCUGAAUAUUCUUCUAUUA